Messenger RNA from Aspergillus chevalieri, 1545 nucleotides. RefSeq names its product putative UBX domain protein. Bases 1 to 1545 code for a protein of 514 amino acids. Lineage: Eukaryota; Fungi; Ascomycota; Eurotiomycetes; Eurotiales; Aspergillaceae. Gene Ontology annotation, molecular function: protein binding. The record is from RefSeq and is a predicted model, not a curated record. The transcript has 2 exons.
AUGAGCUCUCACGUCGUAGUCAUAGACUCGACUGCUCGAAGAGCUACCAUCAAAACCACUCCUGGCAAAUAUUUAACCGAUGUCUUGCAAGAAGCAUGCGCCAAACUGGGCGCGGACCCCAGCCAAUGUGGUCUGAAACACAAGAGUAAACAGCUGGACCUCUCACUUGCCUUCCGUCUCACAGGACUCACGUCCGGUGCCAAACUUGAGCUUGUACAGCAGUCUCGAUCGCCCUCCGUCGUCACGGUCGCUAUACAACUGCCCGAGUCAGAAUCACGCGGAGUUCCCAGCGGCCGUCUCUUGGAUAGAUUCCCCAGCUCUACGACUUUAUGGCAUAUCUUACGAAAGUUUGAGGCUGGUGUUGCAGGAGGAGGGUCGACUCGAAAUCUCACAGCACGUGGUGUCCCCUCAACAGAUAAUGGCAGUACCGGCGCAGGAAGGUUGUUUUACGAGAUCCCCGUGUUGCAGGUCCUGGGACGAGAGAUGUCGACAUUUACGGAUCUUCAAAAGUCACUGGCGCAGCUGGGGUUCAAUAGUGGGAAUGUUUUGUUAAGACUGAGUUUCCGGCGCACAGAAGAGCCUCUGGAGGUGGCUAUGGUUAAGAUCCAGGAUUACUUCAAGGCGGUUGAAGACGACAUGGCAGCGACUACAACGGCAGCGACAGCGACGCAAGACCAACUUGCACCGGCUCAGGCGACAUCCGACGAGCAGCCAACAGGCAUCGAACCGAGUGGCGAACCUCCUCAACCCUCUCCCGCCGUCUCCGAACAACCAUCUCACAUCACUCCACCACUCCCCGCUACUUCUACCGAGCCAGCCGCGAAUCCAAUGGCAGCCUCUCGUCCCAUAACAGUCUUCUCCCCUCCCACCAGCAGCACACCUCAGUCCGCUCAAUUCACCUACAAUGACAAUGACUACGUUCCAUCGGUUGAGCACGCACAAGCCCACCAGCGCCGUCUUAACGAGACUUCACGACCGCAACGUCUACCAACAGAUGCAGAAAUUGCAGCAAAGGAAUCAGCAGAGGCAGAAAGGCUAGCGUCUGUAAAGGAAAUCGACGUGAAAGUCCGGCUUCCCGACCAGAGCCAGGUGGUGGCCAAGUUCGGGCAAUCGGAUACUGGUAAGUCUCUUUACGAUUUUGUGAGAAGCUGCUUGGCGGAACAAUUUGUGCGGGAGAAAUUCCUUCUCGCAGUCUUUCCCACUGCUGGAGGUCUAGGUCCCGGUGCAGGAAAGAAGCUUCAAAACGUGGUCCCCGACUCGGAGCGUUCUUUGUUAAUCAAAAACCUCAACAUGGUUGGACGAGUGCUUGUCAGCUUCUCCUGGGACCCCAGUGUCCCUUCUGCUGUGCGAGGGAACAAAACUAGUCUUCUGAAGCCAGAGCUCCAAGGUCAGGCACAGCAACUCAAAGUCGAACAACCAGCAGCUGUGCCAGAUGAGCCCGCUGGUGGUUCGCGAGUGGAAGGCACAGAGCAGCGCCAGAAUGAGAAACCUGCGCGGAAACCAGGAACUCUGCCCAAGUGGCUCAAGUUACCUGGGAAGAAAUGA